UCAUACUACAACUCUCUGGUCUAGCUGCACGUGUUUUUUUUGAUGCUAUUAGAAUUAUUAUUGUUUUAAAGUGAAAUAAAAAUGGUAAAAGUACAGAAACCGAAUCCUAAAACCCUGAAAAAGGAUGUUCCAGAAAAAACAAAAAAUAUCCAGAAGAAAAAGGCAACAGUAAAUCCCGCCAAGGAAAAAGUUAAAGUGAUCGGUAAAGCAUUGGAAAAUGUGGCUCAAAAAAACAAAGCUGCAAAAGCGCCACAACCAAAAGGUAAAGUGAUCAGCAAAGCAUUGGAAAAUGUGGCUCAAAAAAACAAAGCUGCAAAAGCGCCACAACCAAAGGAAGAUGUUCUAAAUAAAAAUACCAAGAAAGUGCCACAAAAGCAAGAAAAGCCUGCCCAAAAGAAAAAGCCAGUAGUCGUAGGUAAAGUUGAAAAUAAAACACAAAAAGAUGAGGGCGAAAUUAAAAAGAAUCAAAAGAAACCACAAAAAAAGAAAGUGGAAGCAGACAAGAAGACCACAUCGACGUCACCCCUUUUUGAACCGUCUGAUUUCAAUGAGCAACUGUUCGAACAAAUUGUGAGUUUGGAUAACAUUAAGAAAAUAACAAAGGCCUUAAAAACUUUGGUAGAAAAAGAAGUUUCGGAAAAGAAAACUUCCAUUUUUAGUGACUUCAAAUAUUUGUUGAAUGUUGGCAGUUAUAAAAUUCCCAAUUGUCCUAAACGUAUGGUGAAAUUAAAUGUUAAGCAUUCAUUGGUGGACACGAAAUUGGAUGAUGUGGUUAUCAUUGUACCCGAUUUGCAAAGAGGCGCCAAAGUUGACUACGAGCCCACCGUUCAACACUAUGAGGAUUUAUUCCGCGAAAAUGGUGUGGAUAACAUUAAAGUAGUGCCAUUUAAUCAGUUGCGUCAAGAAGUCACAACUUUUGAAGCUAAAAGGAAAUUUGCCAACACCUAUGAUUAUUUCCUUUGUGAUGGUCGUAUAGUUAGUCAUGUUGUAGGAUUUUGCGGCAGUAAAUUCCAAAAGCCACGCACAACAUUUCAUGCAGUACGUUUGGACAAUCCUAAAACUAUUAAGGCUGACAUAGAACAUGCACUUAAACGCACCGCCUACAAACAACUUCACAAGGGUGAUCUCGCUUCCAUACCCGUGGGUAAUCACCGUUUUACCGUUAAUCAAGUAGCCGAAAAUGUCGAAACUGUUAUUGGGCAAUUGAAAACAAUAUUUGCUGGUGGUUAUCCUAAUAUACGUAAUAUUUUCUUGAAAAUUGACAUUAAAGGAACAUCUGCUUUGCCAAUUUAUGCCAAUCUGAUGAGUGCACCACAAGAAACUCCCAAUAUAAUUGGUCCACGCGAACAGAAAAUGCUUAAAUUGAAGAGACAAGCCAACGAAAUAUUAUCCAAAUUUAGCAUGAGCAAAACGGGAGAAUUUGUUAAGCUUGACAAAAAACAAGUAGAACGUAAACGGCAGUUACGUGAAGCUAAAGCUGUUUUAUUAUCUAAAGAAAAAGAAGCUGAGAAGGAAAAUGAAGACAGUGAGUUGACGACACCACCAGCUGCCAAGAAAGUUAAAAAAGCUAAACAAGUCGAAGUGGAAGUAAGUAAAUCUGAAGAUGAAAAUGAAGAAGAGGACGUGGAAGAUGAUGAUGAUGAAGAAGAUGAUGAUGAAGAAGAUGAUGAAGAAGAUGAUGAUGAUGAUGAAGAAGAUGAUGAAGAGGAUGAUGAUGCUGAAGAAGAUGAGGAGGAGGAUGAUGAUGAGGAGGAGGAUAGUGAUGAAGAAUAAGAAUAACAAUUAAUACAUAUAUAUUUUAUGUACGUUAAGUUUUGUAUAUACAUUUUUCUUUAUACAUACAUACAUAUUAAAAUUAUAAACAAAUUAA
This is a messenger RNA of Lucilia sericata (common green bottle fly), 1870 nucleotides long. RefSeq names its product ribosomal L1 domain-containing protein CG13096. The record is from RefSeq and is a predicted model, not a curated record. Bases 82 to 1773 code for a protein of 563 amino acids. The transcript has 2 exons. Lineage: Eukaryota; Metazoa; Arthropoda; Insecta; Diptera; Calliphoridae.